AUGGCGACGUCAACCACGCCCCCGACCGUCGAUGCGCCGGACGAACCGCAGAGCGAGGGCUCCAAGCUGCGGACGUUUCUGGGCAUCCUGAAAAAGUUCAUCGGCGUCACCGACCUCGCCGCCGUGCGCUUUUCGCUCCCCUCGCAGCUGCUGGAGCCGACCCCCAACCUCGAGUACUGGACCUACCUCGACGCCCCCAACGCCUUUGUCGCCAUCGGCACCUCGGACGAGCCGCUAGACCGCAUGCUCGAGGUGGUGCGCUUCUGGCUCACAAAGGACCUCAAGUACGCCAAGGGCAAGCCGUGCAAGCCCUACAACUCGUGCCUGGGCGAGUUUUUCAGGUGUAACUGGGAGACCGAGGACAAUGCGCCGAGGAUCGAUACCAAGGAGCUGAAGAGCGACAAGACCAACGGCAAUGCCAGUGCCUCGUCCAGUUUGAAGAGCGGCGUGUCCGGCCUCAAGGCCGCCGUCAAGGAUGACAAGAAUGCGUCGUCCGUCUCGCUGUCGGUUCCUCAACACGGCAAGCCCGCCGACGCCCACCUCGUCCGCGUCUCGUACCUCACCGAGCAGACGUCGCAUCACCCUCCCGUCAGCGCCUUCCACGUCACGUGUCCGGAAAAGGGCAUCACGGCGCGCGGCUUCGACCAGAUCACGGCAAAGUUCACCGGCACGUCGGUCAAGGUGCUGCCGGGCGAGCACAACAUGGGCAUCUUCAUCACGCUCGACAAGCGCGACGGCGAGACGUACCAGCUGACGCACCCGGCGGCGCACCUGGGCGGGCUCCUGAGGGGCAGCCUCAGCGUGUCGGUCAGCGAGAUGGCCUACUUUACGUGCCCCCAGACCAAGAUCAAGGCCAUCCUGCACUACGUCGAGGAGGGCUGGCUCGGCCGCACCACGAACAAGAUUGACGGCGUCAUCUUCCGCUACGACCCGGAGAACGACAACAAGUCGAGGGUCCAGGACGUGCCCGAAGAGGACGUCUUGGCUCGUCUGAGCGGCCCCUGGAGGGAGAGGGUGGUCUUUACCCUCGGCCCGCGGCCUGUGAAAACUGUCCCUGCCGAAGAGCAGUACACCAUCAUCGACAUUGGGCCGCUCAGCGUCGCGCCCAAGAUUGUGCCGCCCGAGGACCAGCAGCGGCCCAACGAGUCGCUCACGCUCUGGGGCGGCGUCACGCGGGCCAUCCACGCCAAGCAGUUCUCCAAGGCGACGGAGCUCAAGGUCGAGCUCGAGGAGAAGCAGCGCGAAAAGGCCCGCCAGCGCGAGAAGUCGGGCGAGGAGUGGAAGCCCGUCUUCUUCGAGCACGUCGUCGGCAACGGCGGCAAGCCCGGCCUCACGGAGGAGGGCCGGCGGGUCCUCGAGCUCGCGCAAAAGGGCGAGUGGGCCAUGGACGGCGUCGUGCAGAACGGCACCACCGCGGAAUGA
Molecule: messenger RNA, 1422 nt
Organism: Purpureocillium lilacinum
Lineage: Eukaryota; Fungi; Ascomycota; Sordariomycetes; Hypocreales; Ophiocordycipitaceae
Cellular component (GO): intracellular membrane-bounded organelle; cytosol; membrane
Molecular function (GO): sterol binding
Source: RefSeq, a predicted model, not a curated record